This is a messenger RNA of Enterospora canceri, 981 nucleotides long. Lineage: Eukaryota; Fungi; Microsporidia; Enterocytozoonidae. The record is from the annotation of a GenBank genome assembly.
AUGGAACUUGAUCCGUGUAUCAGAAUGAUUAUGUCUGAAAUAACAUGCAGUCUUACCGACUAUAUAGAGACCAAGACCCAGACUGACUUCGCUAGCAGUGGAUAUCGGAUUAACACAAACAUUCAAAAACCAAUUUGCAAAAUAACCAGAAACAAGAAUGUCAAAAUAAUGGGAUUGAAGAGGUUUAACCUGGAUAUGUUGAGUUACAAGGAUUUUGAUAUCCUCCAUUUCAGUGAUAUCAAUGGCUUCUAUGCCAGAAGGAGAAAUCUGUGUGGCACCAAAAUAAACACACUUAUUCUCAAUGCAUGCACGAUAAGCCUGGCCAAUUUGACCUAUCUCAUUGAACGAUGCAACAUAAAAGGAAUAGAAAUACACGAGGGUACUGGGAUAAUUGGAAAUGGUUUCUUUAACACUGAUUUUAUCAAUCACGGUGUGAAGCACCUGAAUAUAACUGAUCUCGAAUUGGUAGGUGCAAAUGGUAAGUUUAACUUGUUCAACCACAAAACACUCAACUUUGAUAGCGAUGACUUCUACUUGUCAUAUACGGUGAAUGGGCGAUUCUACAAAUCAUUCGAUUGCAGUACCACUACAAUUAUGCCUGGAGACAUGCCCAGAAAAGACAUCUUUGAAAAGGUUUCACUCAUGGACGUAUGUGAUAUUGAAAUCAUCAAGGAGUUCAGUAACGCAGUCCUAAUGAAGAUCAAUGAUAGUGUAAUACACAUAGAGAAGCUGCUCAAUAGCAUACCUGAAUCGCUUGAGUUCUUAUUGAUCGCAGAUAGCAGCUUUGUAUCGGAAGGAAUACAACUUAGACUAUUUUCUACGGGACAGAAUAUCAACGAGUCCAAUCUGGACAAUCUUGACUACAGUAAAAUAGAAAAGAGUAGAAUCAAAGAGAUUGUGCUGAUUAAUACAGCAAUUUCAUCAGAAAUGCUAAAUGUAUUCUGUAAAUUGCAGGAAUACUGUGAAGUAUACAUAGAAUAA